This is a messenger RNA of Daldinia loculata, 2569 nucleotides long. RefSeq lists its product as uncharacterized. The record is from RefSeq and is a predicted model, not a curated record. Gene Ontology annotation, cellular component: nucleus. NCBI's taxonomy places the organism in Eukaryota, Fungi, Ascomycota, Sordariomycetes, Xylariales, Hypoxylaceae. Gene Ontology annotation, biological process: regulation of DNA-templated transcription. Gene Ontology annotation, molecular function: transcription cis-regulatory region binding; DNA-binding transcription factor activity, RNA polymerase II-specific; zinc ion binding. Bases 242 to 2242 code for a protein of 666 amino acids. The transcript has 5 exons.
GUUAUAGGUAAUGGCAAGGAUCGGCACCGAAUUGUUGCCGAAGCAUGGAUUGGCGUUAAACCUUAAGCCCUCUUAUAUCCGUCUUUCGGAUUCUUUAUGUAUGAAGCUGUAGCCGGUCGGCUAUCUAUCUUGUGCCUCAUUGAUCUUGCUCGUCCAACAGCGACGCCAUUUUUAAUAUUUUUCGGGCCCGGUAGAUGUGACAUAGUGUGGUGCUACCGGAGCCGUAAAAACAUCCGCGCCAAUGCCGGAGACCAGUGAAGAAACACAGCCGCUUCAUGCGAUGUCUAGCCGAAUAAAGCGAAAUACGGCUUGCACCAGCUGCCGAGAUGCGAAGGUCCGCUGCAACCCCAGCCAUAAUCCAGCCCAACCGUGCCAGCGCUGUGCCAAGCUUCACUUGACGUGUGUCGUAGAUAAGACUCACAAGAGGGUGAGCCGAAAAAGUAAGUUGGACGAGCUAGUCCAGGAAAUUCAAUCUAUCAAGCAGAGUGUUAGUGGACAAUCAGCCUCGUUACCGAGCCAAACAGCAGAAUUCUCUCCACAAAAUGAGGUCCUCACGCCCCUUAAAGAGUCUGUUCCACCACGCUUAGGGGUUCCAUCACCAAUAAGCGUCUCUGCGGACGUAGAAGGCAGGGCUCCUGCUAUAGUAGCUACGACAACCAGCACCACAGUUGCUCCCUCUUCAGUAAUACAUACUCCCGCCAGUAUACCACUCAUCCAGGGCCCAGCCGCUGAGCCCGCACUUCCUAGAGCUCUUGGAUCACAGCCAUUUUCUGGUGAAGAUGUUGAAUAUUAUUUUCAAAAAUAUUUUGAGCAUUAUCAUCCCUAUAUGCCAGUCGUACGGCACAAGGACCCAAAUAAAUGCUACGAUACUAGUCCGUUGCUUUUUUGGACCAUCAUCUACGUAGCGACACGCCGCUACGCUAAAAACUCAACAAUCUUUCCCUUCAUGCUAGAUUCUAUUAAGCGGGAUGCCUAUUCAGCCAUUGCUAAUCCGCCCCUCCCCUUACCUUCAAUAAAUGCCCUCAUCUUGCUUUGCACCUGGAUCUUCCCAGAGGUACGGUUCGUGAACGAUCCGUGCGCACUAUUUUCGAGCAUUUGUAUGAGUGCAACUGCUCAACUGGGAAUCCAUUGUGGGAAAGGGGCUCAUCCGGAAUAUAGCCAUGGCGUCUUCCAGAACAACUUCACAGACGAGGAAGCCUCGUUUACGUGGGCUGGGUAUAACAUAAUCUCUCAAAGGGUGUCUUCAUUCUUAGGGCUCCCGCCUCUGGGCUGCCUAUUUAAUCAGACCAUUCAAAAUGUUAUCGAUGGCAGGAUACCGUUUCAAGUUCCUUCAAACUUUCGUAUUCUCCUCGAAUGCCAGAAAUUCUGCAAUCAUGUUAGUAAGACUAUGUCGGCCAGUCUAGAAGAUGCACGAGGGGUUUCGUCAAAGCUGGUUCAGCUCCUUGAAGACGAGUGGAACGCCGUAAGAGGACUUAUAUGCUCUGAACGCGCAGGCGACCUCGAUCGAUUCAACGCGUUGCUAGUACAGCUAGAAAUACAAACGUACUAUAUGAUGCCCCUUCCGGGCUACAACCCGGACGCAUUGAAACGCAACAUACUGCGAACAUAUAAUACAGCACAGGUUGUGAUCCACGAGUCCAUCGAGCUAGACAACAAAGUGCAGUUCUUGCGGCAUAUACCACACUUCCAUCUCCGGGCGCUCGCGUCUGCAGGAUGCAUCGUAUACCGAGUUCUACGGUCAUCAUAUAUGUCUUUCAUCGACCGCAAAGCCGCCGAGCGGUCGGCAGCCGACAUCAUCACUGCGGCCCGGCGUGCUAGUAUCAUGGAAUCCGACUUGCCUAUGCGCCUCGGAAACCUCCUCGAGUCCUGGUCUGACUGGCUGCUGGCGCAUGGGGACUCCGCCACCACCCAACUGCAACCGCAACCACAACUACAGUGGAGCGAGGAGCCCGUGUCGGCGUUCUCGCACCGCCUCAGUGCCAGCGUAACUUUCGACUGCAUGACCCGCUGGAAAAGUGAUCACCGCCACAACGCCCUCCGCUGCAAGUGCCAGCCCUCUGGUGCCUCUGGCGCUUCUGGCACCACUCCAGCACCCGGUACUGCUGGUGGUACGAACGGCUGUGAAACGCCGGCUACUAUGGCAGGAAGCGCCGAUGCCCUGCAGAAUAUAGAUUGGACAUUCAUGGACGACUUCGAUUGGAGCUUUGAGCCUGUGAUGCCGGUGCUGACGGCACCGACGUGAGGGCAUGACGCAAGAAAUAGGCGGUAUGAAAAAAGAUAAUGUAAAAACAAAGCAAGCAAGAAGACGUAGCUGCUCGUAUUUUGGGACCGGCGUACAUGAGGUGUUAUGCAAGUGUAUAGGGUGAGCAUCUACCUGUUAAGUAUGACGAUCUAAAAGAAGAUUGAACGCGGGUAUUAAACCGAAGGCGAAAGGGGAAAUGCCAACUAAGAAUUUAGCAUACAUUCGCAUGUAUAUUAUAUCAUGCCAUUCAUAUAGGUUUCACAGUACAUAUGAGGCCACUAUCUUCAUUAGUUUAGAAGUAGAGAAUAAAUAGCAAUAAUAGCAGAC